GGUUCGUUUCCCGCCAUUUUUGGCGUGAGGCGGCGCGCGCCGCCCGCGACCAUGCUCGCGCUCUACGCCGCGUACAUCAUGGCGGCGCUUUAUGCCCUCCUCAGGUACGUCAUUGGCGUGGUGAUGGCGGAGGCCGAGCCGUCGCAAGGCGGACCGCCGGUCGCCCCCGCUGGAACCACCAACUGCGACUGCGAGGACCCUUCGCAACCGCAACAAAGCGACGGCGACACCCAGCACUCGCUCUUCACCAUCGGCGGCCCCGGCGAGGGCUCGGACGAUGAUGAGGCAUCCAGUUCCGACUUCCAAGCCCUGCCAGACGAGACUGAUGGCAUGCUCACCCCCACCUCCUCGGGCUCCGGUUCGGACUCUGUUCCUGACUUGGGCUGCGCGCUCUCCCACUCAGUCAUCCCCCUGGAAAUCAGCAGACCCAGCAUGUCCGGCCUGCACCUGGUGAAGCAGGGCCGUGAGAGGAAAAAGCUGGACCUGCACCGCGAUUUUACCGUGGCCUCCCCUGCCGAGUUUGUCACGCGCUUCGGAGGAAAUCGAGUCAUCGAGAAGGUGCUGAUCGCAAACAAUGGCAUUGCAGCGGUCAAAUGCAUGCGGUCCAUCCGACGCUGGGCAUACGAGAUGUUUCGUAAUGAACGGGCCAUCCGCUUUGUCGUCAUGGUGACACCGGAGGACCUUAAAGCCAAUGCAGAGUACAUCAAGAUGGCAGACCACUACGUUCCAGUUCCGGGCGGCGCCAACAACAAUAACUACGCCAACGUGGAGCUCAUCCUGGACAUCGCUCGCCGCAUCCCCGUGCAGGCGGUGUGGGCGGGCUGGGGUCAUGCCUCGGAAAACCCGAAACUUCCGGAGCUGCUGCACAAGAACGACAUCGCUUUCAUGGGCCCUCCGAGUCAGGCCAUGUGGUCACUUGGGGACAAGAUCGCAUCGUCUAUCGUGGCGCAGACGGCCAACAUCCCCACGCUGCCAUGGAGUGGCUUCGGGCUUGUCGUUGAGUGGAACGAAGCAGACAGGAAAGGCAAGGUCAUCAACGUUCCACCCGAAAUCUACGAGCGCGGCUGCGUCAACGAUGCAGAGGAGGGACUCAAGGCGGCACAAACGAUCGGUUUCCCCGUGAUGAUCAAGGCUUCUGAAGGAGGCGGAGGAAAGGGCAUCAGGAAAUCGACCAAUGCGGAAGAGUUUGCGAACCUUUUCAGACAAGUGCAGGCGGAGGUGCCGGGCUCCCCCGUGUUUGUGAUGAAGCUGGCAAACCACGCACGUCAUCUCGAGGUGCAGAUCCUGGCGGACGCCUACGGUAAUGCCAUUUCGCUCUUCGGCCGCGACUGCUCCAUCCAGCGGCGCCACCAGAAGAUCAUCGAGGAGGCGCCCGCCACCGUCGCCCAUGCCCACGUCUUCCAGCAGAUGGAGCAGUGCGCGGUGCGGCUGGCUAAGAUGGUGGGCUACGUGAGCGCCGGCACGGUGGAGUACCUCUACAGCCAGGACGGCAGCUUCCACUUCCUGGAGCUCAACCCUCGCCUCCAGGUGGAACACCCGUGUACUGAGAUGGUAGCCGACGUCAACCUGCCGGCCGCUCAACUGCAGAUAUCGAUGGGCAUCCCGCUCUACAGGAUCAAGGACAUCCGCAUACUGUACGGGGAGCCUCCCUGGGGAGACGCCCCCAUUGAUUUUGAGAUCCCUCCCCGCACGCCGAGUCCUCGAGGACACGUGAUUGCAGCGCGCAUCACCAGCGAGAAUCCUGAUGAGGGAUUCAAGCCGAGCGCGGGCACGGUGCAGGAACUCAAUUUCCGCAGCAACAAGAACGUGUGGGGCUACUUCAGCGUGGCGGCAGCAGGCGGCCUGCACGAGUUCGCCGACUCGCAAUUCGGCCACUGUUUCUCCUGGGGAGAGAACCGGGAGGAGGCCAUAUCGAACAUGGUGGUGGCGCUGAAAGAGCUGUCCAUCCGCGGAGAUUUCCGCACCACAGUGGAGUACCUCAUCAAGUUGUUAGAGACGGAGAGCUUCCACGAGAACACCAUUGACACCGGCUGGCUCGACCGUCUCAUCUCUGAGAAAGUGCAGGCAGAAAGACCGAACACGACGCUGGGGAUCGUGUCGGGUGCUCUGCAUGUGGCCGACGGCUCCUUCCGGAGCAGCAUGUCCAAUUUCCUGCACUCGCUGGAGAGGGGCCAGGUUCUGCCGGCACACACCCUCACCAAUUCCGUCAAUGUGGAGCUCAUCUAUGAAGGAAUGAAGUACACCCUGAAGGUGACGCGACAGUCUCCGUCGACGUACGUGGUGACAAUGAACAAUUCGCACAUGGAGGUGGACGUGCAUCGCAUGAGUGACGGAGGCCUCCUGCUCUCCUACGAUGGCAGCAGCCACACAACAUACAUGAAGGAGGAGGUUGACCGGUACCGGCUAACGAUCGGCAACAAGACCUGCGUGUUUGAGAAGGAGAAUGAUCCGUCGAUCCUGCGGGCGCCAUCGGCUGGCAAGCUCAUCCAGUACAUGGUGGAGGAUGGUGGACAUGUGUUCGUGGGUCAGUGCUAUGCUGAGAUUGAGGUAAUGAAGAUGGUGAUGAGUAUGGUGGUGAACGAGUCUGGCUGUGUGCACUACGUCAAGCGUCCCGGCGCUGUGCUCGAGCCUGGCUGUGUGGUGGCGAAGCUGCAGUUGGACGACCCAACGCGAGUCAAGCAGGCGGAGUUAUACACGGACGUACUGCCCCCGCAACUCAUGCCACUGUUGCACGGCGAGAAGCUGCACCAGGUGUUUCACCUGGUGCUGGACACUCUCUACCACGUUAUGAAUGGAUACUGCCUCCCCGAGCCCUUCUUUAGCACCAAGAUGAAAGGCUGGGUGGAGCAGCUGAUGAAGACUCUGCGGGACCCGUCGCUACCGCUGCUGGAGCUGCAGGACCUGAUGACGAGCGUGUCGGGGCGCGUGCCGCCCUCCGUGGAGAAGGCCAUCCGCAAGGAGAUGGCGCAGUAUGCCAGCAAUAUCACAUCAGUGCUCUGCCAAUUCCCCAGCCAGCAGAUCGCCAAUAUCCUUGACAGCCACGCAGCAACAUUGCAGCGGAAAUCUGAGCGAGAGGUCUUCUUCAUGAACACGCAGACCAUCGUUCAGCUUGUGCAGAGAUAUCGCAGUGGUAUCCGGGGACACAUGAAGUCCGUGGUGCUGGAUCUGCUCCGCCAGUACCUCCGUGUUGAGACGCAGUUUCAAAAUGGGCACUACGACAAGUGCGUGAUCGCUCUGCGAGAGAACCACAAGGGCGAUAUGACCACGGUCGUCCACUACAUCUUCUCGCAUGCCCACGUUGCCAAGAAGAACGCUCUCGUCAUCAUGCUCAUCGACCAGCUGUUCGGGCGUGACCCCACCCUGACGGAGGAGCUCGCAGCUAUCUUAAGCGAGCUCACUCAGCUCAGCAAGACCACGAACUCCAAGGUUUCCCUGCGUGCCCGUCAGGUGCUCAUUGCUUCCAACCUGCCCUCGUACGAGCUUCGGCACAAUCAGGUGGAGUCAAUCUUCCUCUCUGCCAUCGACAUGUACGGGCAUCAGUUCUGUCCUGAGAACCUGCAGAAACUCAUCAUUUCGGAGACAUCGAUCUUUGAUGUGCUUCCCAACUUCUUCUACCACAGCAACCAGAUCGUGAGGAUGGCUGCGUUAGAGGUGUACGUGCGCAGAGCGUACAUUGCGUACGAGCUUAACAGCCUGCAGCACCAGCAGUUCAUUGACGGCACCUGCAUCGUCGAGUUCCAGUUCAUGCUACCGUCCUCCCAUCCCAACAGGGGCAGCAUACCCACACUGAACAGGAUGUCAUUCCCAUCGAACCUGCAUCACGCAGGGCUGACGCGCGCCGUGAGCGUCACCGAGGUGCUGCUUGACAACACCUUCACGCCGCCGUGCCAGCGCAUGGGCGCCAUGGUGGCCUUCCACUCCUUCGAGGACUUCGUCAGGGACUUUGAGGAGGUGAUGAAGCAUUUCUCGGAUUCCCCUCCGGACAGCCCCAUCUUCCUGGAGCCCGGGCGCUCCACCCUGUACGCAGAGGAGGACAGCAAGAGUGUGCGGCAGGACCCGAUCCACAUCCUGAACGUGGCCAUCAAGAUAGACAGCGAUACGGAGGAUGAUGAGCUGGUGACCGUCCUGCGUGACUUCACACAGUCCAAGAAACGGAUACUGAUAGACCGUGGGAUUAGACGUCUGACAUUCUUGGUGGCGCAAAAGGACUUUAGGAAGCAUUACGACUAUGAGGUGGAUCAGAGAUUCCAUAGAGAGUUCCCCAAGUUCUUCACGUUUCGUGCUCGUGACAAGUUCGAGGAGGACCGCAUUUACCGCCACCUGGAGCCGGCGCUCGCCUUCCAGCUGGAGCUAAACCGCAUGCGCAACUUCGAGCUGCACGCUCUGCCCUGCGCCAACCAUAAGAUGCACCUGUACCUGGGCACGGCGCGCGUAGAGCAGGGCAUCGAGGUCACCGAUUACCGCUUCUUCGUGCGCGCCAUCAUCCGCCACUCUGACCUCGUCACCAAGGAAGCGUCGUUCGAGUACCUGCAGAACGAGGGCGAGCGCCUGCUGCUAGAGGCCAUGGACGAACUGGAGGUGGCCUUCAACAACACGGCCGCGCGCACUGACUGCAACCACAUCUUUCUCAACUUUGUGCCCACCGUCAUCAUGGACCCUUCCAAGAUCGAAGAGUCUGUGCGCAGCAUGGUGAUGCGCUACGGAAGCCGGCUGUGGAAGCUGCGUGUGCUACAGGCCGAGUUGAAGAUCAACAUCCGCCUCACGCCCACAGGCAAAGCCAUCCCCAUCCGCCUCUUCCUCACCAACGAAUCCGGCUACUAUCUUGACAUCAGCCUCUACAAGGAGGUCACUGACCUCCGCACCAGCCAGAUCAUGUUCCAGGCAUACGGUGACAAACCGGGCCCUCUGCAUGGCAUGCUCAUCAACACGCCGUACGUCACCAAGGACCUCCUGCAGUCCAAGCGCUUCCAGGCUCAAAGUUUGGGAACCACUUAUGUCUACGACUACCCUGAGAUGAUCCGACAGGCACUGCUCAAGCUGUGGGACGCGUAUGGUAACGGGCUGGCGCACAAGGACGUGCUGACAUACACGGAGCUGGUGCUGGACUCGCAGGAUCAGCUCGUGGAGAUGAACCGGCUGCCCGGGGGCAAUGAGAUCGGCAUGGUGGCAUGGAAGAUGUGGCUGAGGACUCCGGAGUACCCGCAGGGUCGGACUGUGGUGGUCAUUGCCAAUGACCUUACGCAUCGCAUUGGCUCAUUCGGGCCACAGGAGGACCUGCUGUUCCAGCAGGCAUCGCAGCUGGCGCGCACGGAUGGUGUGCCACGCAUCUACAUCGCCGCCAACAGCGGUGCGCGCCUCGGCCUGGCCGAAGAGAUUCGGCACAUGUUCCACAUCGCCUGGGUCGACCCCAGUGACCCCUACAAGAGUUUCAAGUACCUGUACCUGACCCCUCAAGACUAUAAGAAGGUCAGCGCUCUCAACUCCGUUCACUGCGAGCACAUCGAGGAUGAGGGGGAGUCCAGGUACAAAAUCACUGACAUCAUCGGCAAGGAGGAGGGCCUGGGUGUAGAGAGCCUGCGCGGGUCUGGAAUGAUCGCCGGGGAGAGUUCCCAGGCCUACGAAGAGAUCAUCACUAUCAGCUUGGUGUCUUGUCGCGCCAUUGGCAUUGGGGCCUACCUGGUGAGGCUGGGUCAGAGGGUCAUCCAAGUGGAUAACUCUCACAUCAUCCUCACGGGGGCAGCCGCCCUCAACAAGGUUCUGGGCCGUGAGGUGUAUACCUCCAACAACCAGCUCGGCGGCAUCCAGAUCAUGUACAACAAUGGCGUGUCGCACACCACGGCAGAGGAUGACUUUCAGGGAGUCUACACCAUCCUGCAGUGGCUCUCCUAUAUGCCCAAAGACUCCCGCAGCCCCGUACCCAUCCUGCACUCCAAGGACCCCAUCGACCGAGAGGUGGAUUUCAUGCCAACAAAGGCCCCCUACGAUCCCCGAUGGAUGCUGGCCGGCCGCCCGCAUCCCACAAACAAGGAAACGUGGCAAAGUGGCUUCUUCGACCACGGCUCCUUCAUGGAGAUCAUGCGACCCUGGGCACAGACGGUCGUCGUGGGACGAGCCAAGCUUGGAGGAAUCCCGGUGGGGGUCGUCGCCGUGGAAACGAGAACAGUGGAGCUGGCGAUUCCGGCUGACCCCGCCAACCUCGACUCGGAGGCCAAGAUCAUCCAGCAGGCGGGCCAAGUAUGGUUCCCGGACUCGGCGUACAAGACAUCACAGGCCAUCAAGGAUUUCAGCCGGGAGCACCUCCCACUCAUGGUGUUUGCCAACUGGAGAGGCUUCUCAGGCGGAAUGAAAGACAUGUACGACCAGAUCGUGAAGUUCGGCGCGUACAUCGUGGAUGGGCUGCGCGAGUACAAGCAGCCUGUGUUCGUGUACAUCCCCCCGCAUGGAGAGCUCCGGGGCGGCUCUUGGGUCGUCAUUGACCCCACCAUCAACCCACGCCACAUGGAGAUGUACGCCGACCGCGAGAGCCGGGGUGGAGUUUUGGAGGCUGAGGGUACUGUGGAGAUUAAGUUCCGCAAGAAGGACCUGGUGAAGACCAUGCGCCGGGUGGACACGACCUACUCGUGUCUCGUUGAGCGGCUGGGGACUCCUGAGCUGAGCGCCACGGAGAAGAAGGAGCUGGAGGGGAAGCUGAAGGAGCGCGAGGAGUUCCUGUUGCCCAUCUACCACCAGGUGGCCGUCAAGUUUGCCGACCUGCACGACACGCCGGGACGCAUGCACGAGAAGGGAGCCAUCACGGACGUACUGGAAUGGAAGACGUCACGCACAUUCUUCUACUGGCGCCUGCGUCGGCUGCUGCUGGAGAAUCAGGCGAGGAAGCGGAUCCUGCAGGCGAACCCCGAGCUCAGCGAGGGCCGCGUCGAGUCCAUGCUGCGCCGCUGGUUCGUGGAAGCCGAGGGAACCGUCAAGGCCUACCUGUGGGACAACAACCAGGCGGUGGUGGAGUGGUUGGAGCGGCAGCUGGCGAAGGAGGAGGAGGGCACGCGCUCAGUCAUCGAGGAGAACAUCAAGUACAUCCAACGCGACUACGUGUUGCAGCAGAUACGCAGCCUGGUGCAGGCUAACCCAGAGGUGGCCAUGGACUCAAUUGUGCACAUGACGCAGCACAUCGGAGCGACGCAGAGAACGGAGAUCGCACACAUUCUCGCCACCAUGGAGUCGCCCCCCUCUACCUGACCCCGCCGUGCCCCCCCACACAACAGCCCCAGCUGAAUCCCCAAUGCCAACACAAACACCGAGGCCGACCUCCAACCGGUGCAACCAGAAGCACGGGACUCGGGGAACUUUGAAGCUUGCCCGAUCGCGCAACCGUUGCCCCGCCUUGCACGCCCUCUUCCCUCUCCAUCUCCCUAGGUCCUCAUCAACCCUGCCGACUGCCUUCUCAACGUCCAUCCCGCUCGCCUUGGAACCACCACUUUCCUUUGAGAUGUAACUACCGUACACCCCCCCCCACCACCACCACCCUGACUGAGAAUCUUCCCGGCGACAUCUUUUCUUAUUACAAACACUCGCCCGUAGCGCACCAGUGCUGUCUGUAUCCUGCCAACCGAAAUGCAUUCUCUCCAUUCUAUCGUCCAGCCACAUCCACCCACCUGCUACCACCCCCUGUCAAUCACCCCAUCCCCUUUCCCACGUGAGGACAUCAAAACCAAGAACCUGGAUUUUCAGGAGAUUUGUCUUGUCGAUUAUGACCAGUGCUGGCGGGGAAUUAUUUAAAGAUUUUAACCGUGACCGUCUCUUCCCUUUGAUGUGGAAGGUUUCUAUUUUUGAGCCGCUGAUAUUAUUUUAUUUUCUCUGAAUUGUAUUGUUCUCUUGCAUACGCCAGCGCCCAGCCUACCUCUCCAAAAACAAGCACCUGAAAUUAAUUCGCCAGAGCUUAAAUUACUAUAUAUAACAUUACAUUUGCUAUGUUGCAAAAAAAAACAAUCACAGUGUUUUCAUUCCGUAUGUGAGAGCAGUGUUGCUGCUGUACAGGGAACAAAAACACAAAAAAGACGGCAGAGUCCUCAGAAUCCAGGCUUAAGGUUUUUUUUUUAUCCACCCCCCCCCCCCCCCCGACUUGUGUCUGCUGUUUGCACACAGCAGAGCUCAAAUCUCAUCCAUUCCGUGUGGUCGCACAAUGGCUUUCUUUACAUGGGACAAAUCAAAUACUUUCUCCCCCCCCUCCCACUGUUUGUUGUGGGAAAACACACGUGGGGUGAAUUUGGUAUCGGCUCUGGCAAUUAAGUGGAUCGGUAAAUGUCAUGAUUUGUUUUUUUGCGCAAAGCAACGUGAAGCUGUUGGGAAGCGUUUUAUUUUAUUUUUGUUCCCGUGUAAACAUAGCCACGCAAAAAAAAACUACGUGCAACAAUCUACUUAAUGAAUGGACUGAUAAAAAAAAACCUAGCACACGAUCUGUGGCGACGUCUCUUUUUAUAAGGUUUUUGUAAACAUCUGCUCUAGCGUGUAACGAUGCAUAGAUUCAUCGAUUAAUGUUGAUUCUUACGCUUGUGUUGCAUCAUCAAUUAGCGUUAAAUGAAUCGAUGGUUGUCGAUUUCCGUACUCACAAGUGUUUGGGUUCUUGUGAGACCCGUGCAGCCUCCAGCAUCUGGCACGUUCGCCCGCAACGUUGAUUCUUACAGUAAAUCUUGAUUGCGACAUUUCAUCGAAUUACCCUGGUGAUGUACGUACGUAUGUUGAACUUAUUUCGCACCAUGCCUAGCCAACCCUGUUAUUCGGAGGUGCGAUAAAAGGACAACAAACUAAAUACAAAAAGGAGUUCUAAAAAAUGAUGCCGGCUGUGGUGGUUGUGGGUCAGCUGGGUGAAUCGUUACACUCCUUAUCUACCCGUUUGAGCUUAAACCGCGUCGUGGCGUUUCGACGUGGAGUGGUAAUCGUCGCCCCGUUCUCAACAACCCACCCCUGGCAUGACACGGGGUCUGGGCACACAUCAUCGGUGCUUGAGCUGCUGAAACGCCGGAGCCAGAUGUCUCGGCCGAUUUAUCGCCUUCGCCCACACAAAGCAGUGGUAGACAAAUCAGUGUUGGCGGGGGGAAGCGUCGUGAUAUUUUUUCGUUUGACAAAGUUUAAACGCGAAUUCUGUAAGCGCACAAGUGAAUGGUUACUACUCACGAGUUUUUACUUUCUUCGAUGAUCCUUGACCGUGAAGAAAUAAUUCACGCGGAGUUUUGAGUGAUCGCACGGCUCAUUGUUAAUUUGGACAUUGGUGCUUCUGCCAUCAUUUGAGACUUGUCGGAUUACCUGAAUCGUGGUUUCAAAAUUUUCCAUCGAAAUGAAGAAUAAAAAAGCAAGCAUAACAAGCGUAAAGUAAAAUAUGAAGCAUUCUUAACAAACACCAAAGACCAUGAACUGGGCAGCAAAAUAAAAACCUAACAAGGUACAACCUAAUACUGUGCUCUGAACACCACUUGCAGUAACCAACAUUCCUGGUCUGGGCAGGCAGCCGAGUGCUUGUUUUAUCUUCCUUGUGUUCAAUACUGUCUUGCGUCCUUGGGCUGCCUUGUGUUAAAGACUGUCUUGUAUUCAAGACUGUUUUACAUUCAGAGUAGGCUUACUUUAAAGGCUGUCUUGUGUUCAAAGGACGGUCUUAGAUUCAAAGUAGUCUUGGAUUGAGGGCUGCCUUGUGUUCAGGUUUCUCAUCUUCAGGGCCUCUCGCGUUCGAUGCUAGCGCAGCUAACGUUCUCCGCUAGUUGGUGAGCUAUCUAGCAAGCGUGUGCCCUCGGCGCUGCCUCCUUUCUCUCGGUGGGCCGCUUGGUUGAUCCGGCUUGGCCACGGCGUUUCCAUUUGGCAUCGAGUCCGAAUGCCCCCGCACUAAGCGUGCCACGAUGCCAGCCUCGCCUCGCCUCGCCUCGGCUCGGCUCCGCCCUCGGAUCUCGAGGCUGGAGUGUGGUAUGGUGCGGGGGCUUGAUGAUUUUCUUCAGAAUAUGAUUCGCUAAAACAGCGUUGAUUCUGCGUGUGAUCGUUAAAUUUGCUGGUGGGGUCGAUCCGGCUUGAAGCGCUCAUCCGGCUUGCAGCGUUGAUUCAGCUUGAAGCGUCAAUCAAAUUUGGAGCGCUAAUCCGGCUUGAAGCGUUGAUUCGACUUGAAGCAUUAAUCCAAUUUUGAGCGCUAAUCUGGCUUGAAGCGUUGAUUCGACUUGAAGCAUUAAUCAAAUUUGGAGCGCUAAUCCGGCUUGAAGCGUUGAUUCGACUUGAAGCAUUAAUCCAAUUUUGAGCGCUAAUCUGGCUUGAAGCGUUGAUUCCGUUUGGAACGUUGAUCCGGCUUGAAGCGUUGAUUCGGUUCGAAGCGUUAAUCCGGCUCAUAACAUCGAUCCAGCUUGUAUCGCGGUGCCUCUGCCGUGUUUAUUUUUGCGGGGGGGGGGGGGUUCUGGGGGAGAGCGGGUCGUGUGGCAGUCUCAGUCUUUCGAUGCCGUGCUCCCAAUCCCUGUGACCCAGGUUCAACUUCAAUCUGGUUUACCAAAACCCGCCGAGCGUCUACGCACAUAGGUCUGCUCGGCCUGGAAUGAGAACCUGGUGAGGGCCUCCCUCCACACACCCCCCCCCACCCCAUAGGUCAAUAUAUCAACUGGGUUCUAUCGCAGGAGCUGUGAAUGCUGCCGAGGAAAGGAGAGAUGACGGCUCUGGUGGUGCUGGUCACGUGCCCCUCUCCAACAUUAGACACGUCCCCCCCACCCUCCCCCCCCUCCCCCGCUAUCAGUAAAUGUGCAUUGAUUUGAGUUCAUUCGUACGCAGACAACAUGUGCGUCAAACCAUGCGCGUUGAGAAUCGGUUGAUGGUUGAUUUGUGCAGAUGUAAUGCAAAUAUUUCCAACAGUCUUGACGGACGAACGAGAUGAGACAAACGAGACGGACAGCAAAUGAGACGGGACAAUUGCGUUGAUACAGACUGGACGAGAUGGUACAAACAAGACGGAAAAUUUGGACGGUAUAAAUCAGACAAUACAAACAAGACAACAAUAACAAAAAAAUCGACCCCUGCUUUAAAUCAAGACACUUUUAUAGAAGUAAUGGGUGCGUGGAGAGUGAAUUGUUAGAUGCCUAAACUUUCAAUGUCUGCCCUCAUGGUGCUUAUGACCACCGUUAUCAGGGUACUUUGUCAACGUUGUCAACUACAAACGACGACAAAAAAAACAUUGCGAAAGUGUCAACGAGACGUGAUGUCGUGGUUUGAAACGGACCCUGUGAAGCGAGCGACGGUUAUGGCCACAAGAAGAUGGGGUGAUGUGUUCCCUUUGGUUUAUUGCUACACAGAGGGGGUUGUAUCAUGGUCAGCUCUAAGCAUUACUGUAUGAUGAGGUUGACGAUCAGGAGGUUGAUGGAGAGGCUAACAGUGACGAGAAAGAAUGGACCGAGUAAACCCCCCAGAAGUUUCAACACGUGUGUUUUUUUUUGGUGUUGCCACGAGCAGGUGACAAUAACAUUUCAACCGAAUGGGUCAGAUUCACGUGUUGUAGGAGGUAGCAUCUUCUGCUGAUUUGAGAUGCAAAAGACAGGCAGAUUCGUGGAAAUAAAUUGGAUGCAAAUUUUACCUGCAAAAGCAACCAAAUUAACAUCAAAUUGUGAACAUUUUCGUACAUUUUUUUCUACCCCAAGUAUUGGUUUAAACUGCCUUUCCACCAUCGCGUGAAUUUGUCCCACUGCAUAUUUUCCUGGCUCAGAGGAACACAGAAACACCAUUCCAUGGCACAGGUUUUUCCACCACCAUAUACCUCCACCAUAAACUCGUAAAUCACGGGGGUUCUGGUUAUGAGCACUUAUUGAUAAAGCGUCUUAAUGCGAGGGGCGGGGAGUUGAUAAAAAAAAAAAACUUUACUGUUUCACUUAAAUCAGCGCACAAGUUUGUCCUUGGGGGUUACUUUUUUAAAAGUUGUUUUUGAAAACCCACGGAUUACUAUUUGCAUUGCAGAGAUCAGUUGCUCGUACUUUAUUCGUAUAACUGUAUUCGUGUGUUUGUCGUGCGGAAAUUGCGGUUCACGCCAUGAGAACGGUGGACGUUCCACCCCUCGCUCACGGAAGGUGAGCGUCGCUGAAUGGUCGGUUGAGCGGAGGAGACGCCUCGGCUGUGCGCGCGUUGAGAUUACUCGCUGUGUUGUGCUACGCUGCUUUCAGUUGCCACUUUUGAGCAACGUCUUUACAAAUUGUCGUCCUUGUCAGCAGACGUGGAAAUACAGACGAAAGUAAUACAGGAGAAUUCCAAGUGUCCGGGACGUUCUGUUUUAUCAUUUGAGAUAACGUCGCUCGCCAUAUUCACCUCCUUGACGAAAAAACCGAAACGUAUGACCAUCGCCUUGGUGGAUUUGCCCGCCCGUUGUUGGACGACGGUGACUUGGGCGCAUUGUCCACGAACGAGCGAGGUCGGUUGAGGGAGAGAACCCAGCCAUGGCGAGGGUAAUUUCAGCGAGCAGAUCAUUACUAAUGGGGAAAAUAAUCACGUACGUGUGAGGGCUGGACUCUUUAACCGCUCUACGUAAAUAGUGUGACACAUAAUCUAUCGUCAAAUGCCUCCGACCAAAUCACCCUGAAUGUGCUCAAUGUCGUCAGGCCUCCGAAGCUGGGCAGAGGCAGAGAUUUGAGCCCUAGUAGCACUUAGAUGGGUGACCACCAGGGCUUGCCGUGUGUUGUAGGUGCAGAGCUGUUAGAUGCUGCCAGAAGAUGGCAGUGGUGAGCGUCACCCCCCUCGUGUUACGCCUGGUGGGUUGACUCCGAGCUCAUUUGGUUCCUUCCAUAUGAAAGGCAAAAUAAUUGGCUAAACAUCCCAAUAUAGCAAUAGAACCCUCGGUGGAAAAGAGGCUGGAGACUCGGUGAGGCUUUUCCUGGCUCAACAAAUGGAAUAAUUAAAAUAAAAAAGUGGCAAAAAUAAUUCGGGGUCUGCGUUGGCAGCGGUGCACACCAGCACACCUGGACAACAACUGCCGGAUUAACUGUGACAGAAAUGACGAGCUUCAUUUGAUCUAUCUGCCAAAUUCAGCUUCUUCCAACGCGUCCCAGUGGUAUCUUUUUUAUUUAGCCGAAGAAAAAAAUUAUGCCGGGUUCUACUUCACUAAACUCAUCAGCAAGGUGUGGCCCCAUAACCCAGUUGCCACUGGGUGCGUUGGUUUAUUGGGCAGGUAGAGCCACCCGCAAGCAACAUUGGGCCCAAAGAAAUAGGUCGCAGCAGUAAAGCAGCAACAUUACUGAAGGCACCCGUGAAGGCACGGGGAAUCUAAGAUUUGAUUGCGGUGGCUGUAUGGUGUGUGCCCCCUGCCCCGUCCACCGCCCACCAUGUCUCGUGUUUGCCUUUAUCGUCAUGAUCAUAGAUAGACAAGUUAAGGAUGUAACGAUUACAUAUAAGGGUAUAACUAUUUAACGGUUCGAUUAAUUGUCACGGUUCGACGGAUGCUGUUCGAUUCUUCAGUUGAUUACUGUGUUGUUAUUGUUUGCCCUUGACGUGCACGUGGAAUCUGUUGCGGUACGAUAAUUUGGAAUUGUUGAUAUUUAAACCGUGCACUGUUUGAUACGUGCAUGUCUCAGCGAAGCAGAGUGAGAAUUUAAAUUGAUGCCGGUGCUCACGAUUUUAAUUGAUUAAUCGUUACAUCCCUAAUACAAAAGGAAACGAUUUUGUUGUGACCCACCUCACUUGCAAACACGUAGAGCUACCCUUCCUUAAUACAGACCGUUCUCCUAUAACGCGGUAGUAUAUAAUAUAGGGUCAAUCACAGUGAGAUGCGUAUGCAGGCUCAACAAAGACUGAGGCGCAUUGUCGCAUCUAAAAAUAUCCAGCAGCAUCCCGCCUUGUUAUAGGAGAACAGACUGUACCUGCGUACACGUCUUGCCUACCUAGCUACCCACAUGCCUACGUGUCUGCCGUGAGUCUACCUACCCACGUGUCUACUCGUCUCUAAUCGUCUAACACGUCUCUAUCUGUCUACCUGCCUACCGACCCAUGUACCUGAGGCGUUGGUUGCAGUGGAAUAGGGUUAGAGGUUCGGCUUAGGGUUAUGUUGAUGCAAUGAGGCUCUAAACAUACUAACCAAACAGACACUAUGCCAACCAAAUCCUAACCGCUAACCUAACCCCAGAUCCACCAUAGCCAUCCAACUUCUUAAUACUUAGAUUCCAUGCUUUGUUUGAGCACGCCGUCACGAUUGCUAUGACUACUAUCAAUAGGUUUAUGCUUUCGGGACUGCGACAAAAACAUGUAUUAUUAGUUGUAUUGUUAUGAAUGAUUUCAAAUUCCAUUGACAAAAAAAAUCUGACGCCUGCGGGACAUACGCUGAGAUCAUUGCUUGCCAUUUUUGAACUCGUAUAGCUUAUUAUUUAUACAUGUCAUCAUUUUUUCUGUAGUAUUAUUAUAUUAUUAUUGGUAUUGUUUAUCCAUAUGCCCAAGGGGAGUGAGAGAGGGGAUGAAAGGUGGAUUAUCGUGUCUUCUUUUCAACACCCUCCCCCCACCCCGGACGCAGCUGCAAAGAUUCGGUUUGAUUCCAAAACCGGUUCUGCUGAUCCGUCGGUAAAUCACUUGUGUGCAUUUGAAUUCGCAUCAUCAUCAUCAUCACAAUCAUCAUCAUUGUCGUCACCCAGCAUCCCCUCGGGUACGGCGAGGCGAGUCAAUCAGAAUCUGCGAUAGAGGAGUAUGAAAUCUACUUGUACGAUUAUCGUGCAUGGUAGGUACAUUUUAAAUAUCAAUAAUGAUUUAAACGGAUAUAUGGGCUCGGAAGGGGAGCAGAAAACAGAUAGAGAGGGAGCUGUGAUUGUUUGAAUGCGGGUCAUUUGUCGGACGGGGAGGUUAAUACGUGGUGAUCCUAUCCAUUCUGAUUCUCACAAUGAAGUCGCUUCAAAAGGUUUUCGAAUCACUCCCCCUCUCCUUUGAGCUGAAAUCAACACGUUUAUGAAUAGCGUCGUCUCUGUUAUGUGUCCCUCUCCCCACCCACCUCUCUACCCACUUCUCUCUACCCACACACAAGAUACAAAGGUCCGCCUAUGUCCAUUAACAGGCUAUUGCGCCAAGUGUUGUUAGCGAGCAUCUAUUAAGGCCGGAAGAGGCACAAGAGGGGUUGGUGGUAUGGCCAAUCACCACGCCAGGCGCCCUUUUUCUUCCCAGUGUCGAUGUUUUCACACACCGCACUAAGUGCUUAUUUUAGGCUGAGUCGACCUAGGGGAGGCCCAGGACCGGUUGAGAUAAUCAUCCCUUGUGUUGGCCGUGAGCAAGAACCGAACUCGGGUCGCAGCGCUCCCCCAUACACACGCGCUGGCAGUGCACAACGCGCUAACCGCUACACUACCACUUACACGCGUACACUCACGCUCGUGCACCCACAUGUAACUACUAGACACAAACAGGCGGGCACCUAUUGAAUCCUUGCCUGUGUGCCCUCCCUGUCGAGCUAAUUCUUGCAUGGGGGUGAGGAGUGCUUGUUUGCUGGUGGUGGUCGUGAGCGAUUGGCACGUGGUUCGAAGUGCUUGUAGAGAGCCGGGUGGAGAGGAGUCGCUGUCGUGUUUGACAGCUGUGAACGGAUACCCCAUGCAAGGUGCGGCGUGUUGCCAUUGGAUUGCAUCAAGUUUGCUCUGCUAUGUGUUGCAUUGCGUUUCUCUGUGUUACAUUGGAUUGCAACGGAUUCCCCUGAUGCAUUGAGUUAAAUCUGUGGUGCGUUAAAUAUUCCCCUCUCCCCCACUUCGUCAGCAAAAAGUUGUGCGCACGUGACGCUGUAAACCCCAGUACUGAAGUGUACAUGCUUUGUAAAAUGGAAUAGGGGCUGGUAGGUUACGUAGUAGACCUAACCAUACUUGUAUCCCUAACCAUACUAGCCAUCCAGAUACUGCCUCUAACUAUAACUGACCAACCACACUAGCCAACCUGACCCUAGCCCUACUACUUCCAAUCACACUAACACACCAGGCCCAACCCUUCUUGUAGGUCUGAACCACAUCGUCCAAUAACGCUUUAACAAUAACUCUAGUCACGUUGUAUGUCCAUAUAUCCUCUUAACACCCUUUCCAUAACCCCGAAACAGAGCCGGCCAAUUGGAUGCUGUCUCUUUACCACCUUAAUCCUCGUCACUGUUCACUGUUUACAGCGACGUGCGCAAGCACACGCGUGGCUCGUGAUGAGAUUCGUCAAUAGCGGUGCGACCUGUGCACAAGUGCAGUGUAAAGAGCAUUACGCACACACACACGGGCACGUGCUCACACACACUAUAGAUGCAUUACCCCUUCAUUAUGUACCUAGCCCGUACAGCACCAUGGUCGCGAAUGAUGUUCACUCUUUCUGCGUCCGUUCACACUGGAGAGAGAGAGAGUUGUGGAACAGAUUGUCUCCAUUGUGUUGAUGUGAUGUAAAUUGCACGACGUAUGUGUGAUUUACAUAUACAUUUUGGGUCCUGUAUUGGAUGGGUCAGCGGUUCUCUCUAUCAAAUGAGACGAGGGUUCUUCAUCAGACGUUAUGUAUUGAAUAAAACGAGAGUUAUAAGUGUGGUGCUUUAUCAGAUGACAACAAUGGUUCUGUAUCGAAGGGGUCAGCUGUUCUUAAGUUGCAUGAGGGCAUGGUUCUGUAUCUGAGGUUCUGUUUCGGAUGAUACAAGAGUUCUGCAGUUAUGGUUCUUGAUCAUAUGAGAUAAUGGUUCUUGUGUAUCAGAUUGUAUGACUAUUCUUUAUCGGAUGAGAUGGAGCUUCUCGUGUAUUGGUUGAGAGGAUUAUUCUGUAACACAUGAGACGAGUGUUGUAUAUCCUACGUGUCAAUGAGUGUCUCUAGAUGAGUCACAGCAUUAAAAAAAAUUCAGUCAUCUUGUAUACAAUGAAACAUCGAGUCAUUGUAUACUCAGUUAACACUACAAACGUCGACUUGGAUCGACAGAUCUGUCCAUCACACGUGCGUUGUACGGAUGCCGAAGGGUUCCGCGGUGGCGAGAUGUUAACUACUUCGCCUGUGGUGCAGAAGGUCGUGGGAUCGGUCCCGACCCUGACGCCUGUAUAUUUGGAGUUUGCAUGUUCUUUCAGUGGUCACGUGGGGUUUUCUCCGGGUCUUCCGGUUUUUCCCUCCACACUUGGAAACAUGCGUUUAGAGUAUUUGGGUGCUUAAAAUUUCUACAUGAUUAGCCACUUAGUUGAGAUAUCAUUUGUGGCCAGCUCGCUUCGAAAAAAGAGCUAUUUAGCGAAGUGGGCCUUACCUGGUAAAAUAAAAAAAAUAGCUUCGUAAUAGUUAAAAUGCGAAAGGAUUAGACAUUUCCCCAUGCCCCUUUUCGAGAAGCUUUCUUAUACUUGCGUCGACGUAUUUUCUACGUCAACACGAAAAUAAAACCGGCUCCUCGGGAGGACGAAGAACAUUCAUUCACCACCUUAAGUCGACGUAAAUCUUGCUCGAGUAAAAAAAAGGCAUCGCUGUUUUC
This is a messenger RNA of Petromyzon marinus (sea lamprey), 17410 nucleotides long. It is a transcript of the gene ACACA, whose product is annotated as acetyl-CoA carboxylase alpha. The record is from RefSeq and is a predicted model, not a curated record. Gene Ontology annotation, cellular component: mitochondrion. Gene Ontology annotation, biological process: fatty acid biosynthetic process. NCBI's taxonomy places the organism in Eukaryota, Metazoa, Chordata, Hyperoartia, Petromyzontiformes, Petromyzontidae. Gene Ontology annotation, molecular function: acetyl-CoA carboxylase activity; ATP binding; metal ion binding.